AGAAACACUCAAUAAAUGCGACUAAUAUUAUAACACUAUGUGGUUGAGAGUAGCUGCAGUAUUUGGCAUAUUCCUAUUAGCUGAAACAUUCCAGGAUUGUCCGUAUGGGUGUGACUGUCUGCCCGAUCCCUUAGCUGAUUCUUCCUUCCUCUACGUUUGUCGAUGGUCCUCCAUAGCUUCAAACUUUACAUUUUCCAACUCCUCCUCCAUACGGUCGUUACAAAUCGUAUGCGAAAAUGGGAUGUCACUUCCCUCUAGCCUUUUUCGCACAAUAGGAUCAUUGCAGCACCUGCGAAUCGAGGCUUGCCGAUGGAGUGAAUUCCCCGAAGAUUUGCUUGCUCCCUUGAGUAAUCUCCGAUCUUUACAUCUGCAUCAGGUAUCCUUGCCACAAGAGGCCCUGACGAUUCCUGGAGAUGCUUUAGUGAAUCUGAAGCGACUCGAAAAGCUCAGCAUAACCGAGUCCAACCUUCUGCAUUUACCAGAAAAACUCUUCUGCACUCUCAGGAAUCUACAGGUGCUGAAUGUGUCGUCGAAUUGGAUCUCAACGCUCACAUCACUCGAUUCGUCGUGUGUGGCGAAUCAGCUGAUCAUCGUGGAUUUCUCGCGUAAUCGUCUAGAUCGACUAGGAACGGAGUUACAUACCUUGCCAGCUGUUAGACAGCUUUCUCUAUCAAAUAAUCGACUUUCAACAAUCGACAAAGAUUCACUUAUGAAGUGCCCGUUACUGCAGCAACUCGAAAUCGACAAUAAUUUCCUAGAUACGAUCGAAGAUCUACCAGAAACACUUAUUCACAUAAACCUUGCUUCUAAUCAUCUCACUGUCAUUCCGCCAUCGGUAACGGUAUUGCCGCACUUAGUUUCUCUGAAUUUAUCCUAUAAUUCUAUCGAAGAGGAUUCCCCAACUCCCUGUGUCACCAGUGUGUUGGAAUCCCUUGAUCUGUCUUGGAACCUUAUACGGUCUCUUCCUUCCCGUCUCUACCCGACUUCGAUGGGCUCCCUAGUGCACCUCCACCUCGAGGGCAAUGAGAUCACCGAGCUAAAACCGAUGGAACUCGUCAACUACACCCGUCUGCAGACGCUAAACAUUGCUUCGAAUCGACUCGAGAGUCUGCGAAAUGACAUCUUUGCUGGGCUGAGCGAAUUGUCCACUUUGCAAAUGCCCAACAAUUCUAUAGAAACAGUGGAACCGGCAGCUUUUGCUGAUUUGGCACUGGGCGAUGUUGACUUGUCACACAAUCGCCUUACGGAAGUUCCGCUUGCCAUUGGACGACUUUUCAAGCUCAAAAAGGUCGAUCUCAGCCAUAACAAGAUAAAGAAACUGCAUCAAUUUAUCUUCAACAAAAUCGCCCAUCUGCACACCAUCGACCUCAGUCAUAACGAGUUGCCAUCGGUCAGCCCCUAUGUGUUCUCGGAUUGUGCGUACUUGACUACCUUAAAUCUGUCGCACAACCAUAUCUCACAACUAUUCCAUGAUUCACUGGCUAAAUGUCCACUUUUGAAGCGCAUAGAUUUGUCGGACAAUCGCUUAGGAUCUCUGGCCGAUGCAUUGUCUCAAGCAUCUGCCGUACGACGGUUGGAUGUGUCACGGAAUCGUCUGGAGCUUCUCCAGUGGGAUGAACUUCCACCCCGUCUCGAACAUCUUGUGGCCGAUUCCAACGUCAUCACACUUCUUGGAGCAGCCAUCAAGUCUAAAGUCCGUACAGCCUCGUUACGUGGGAAUCGCAUCGAACAACUGUCAGCCGAUCAAAUUCCUAAUACCAUUGAAACUUUGGACUUGUCGGCCAAUCGAGCGCAACACAUCGCUUCUGCAACGUUCGCUGCAAAAACCGCACUGCGAUCGCUCGAUCUCAGCGACAAUCGCCUAUCGCAGCUUUCUGAAGAAUCGUUGUUGGCCGAUGGGGUGCACAGCAUCGAUGUCGUCUUGAGAGGAAAUCCACUCAGGUGCAGCUGCGAACUUCAUUGGAUUAGAAAACCAGACAUUAUCAAGAGGAAAGUGAAUAUUGUCAGCUUAGCAGAAACUCUAUGCACACACCCAGUCACUGGGAAAGUGCUGGCGCUAGACAAGGUGGAUUCGAAGGAUUUGCUCUGUGAAUACUCUCAGGUUUGCGAACCUGAUUGCGUGUGUUGCCAGUUUGGCAACUGUGACUGUAAAGCUGUUUGUCCAUCUGGUUGUGCGUGUUUCCGAGACGCUCUAUUCGAAACAAAUGUUGUACGUUGUGAAAAUCUUACGGAGACUAAUAUGAAGGCUUUCACACCUUCGGCGGUUCCCAUAUCAGCCACACACGUCUACUUAUCCGGGUUAUCCAUUCCAAUUCUGCGGAGUCAUUCGUUUCUUGGUCGACCACGGCUCGAACAUCUCCACAUCAACGCUUCUGGGCUUCGUGGAAUUCAACCAAAAGCAUUUAACACCUUGCCGAAACUCAAGCUGCUCGAUCUUUCCGAUAAUGCUCUAGUGCGCCUUUCUGGAGAAGAAUUCCAUAAAACUUCAGCAGUUUCACAUCUUUUCCUCAAUGGAAAUCGUAUGCGCACCAUCGAAAGAGGAUUGACGGAGAAACUUCCGCUCUUGGCGAUGGUAACACUGCACAACAACGACUUGGCUGAUAUCUCGCCAGCUCUAGCAACAUCUGGGGUGCGAUCGCUGUCAUUGUCAGGCAAUGCGUUUCGCUGCGAUUGCACACCGCGAUUCUCGGCACCGUCGUGGAUACACGAGAAUCGUGCCAAGGUGGUCGACAUGGAUCGUGUGCAAUGUGUCGAGAAUGUCACCGAAUCGUUCCGAAACAACGAUACCACCGUUUUGUCCGCAUAUCCACCAAAUGCUGGACAUGACAUCUUCAUGAUGCCGAUGGAAGAAUUUCUUCGCGACUUCAAUCGCACCAUCUGUGUGCCAGCAGCUUCCGGAUUCUUCGGACAAGAGCCUCAAAACUCCAUUCUGACAGUCAUAUUCCUCACUUCAUGUGCCUUUCUUUUAUGUGCAAUGACAUUGCUUGCUGUAUCCCUGGUAAAAAGAGCACACAACGAUCUGAGUCAACGAAGGUACAAGGCGUCGUCUUCACUGAAUUGCUCGUCUACCCCAGGGUCGUCUCCCCUACCAGUUCCUCUGUUAAAUUUUGAUGCUUUCGUUAGUUACUCAAAGAAAGACGAGAAAAUGGUCCUGGAACAAUUAUGCCGACCAUUAGAAGAUGAGGAAUACGUGCUGUGUUUGUUGCAUCGAGAUGGACCAGCCUAUCAUUCUCGAUUACACGCCAUUUCGGACGAGUUGAUCUCACAAAUGGAUGCAUCUCAGUGCCUUGUGAUAGUAUUAACGAAGAACUUCUUGGAAAGCGAGUGGAAGACACUGCAAGUGAAGACUUCUCAUCAGCUGUUCGCAAAGAACAGAGGAAAGCGAGUGAUUGCGGUGCUGGGCGAAGGGGUCGACCAGAAUCUGCUCGACGAGGAGCUUGGUCAAAUCCUGCGGAAGAACACAUGCAUCCGGCAGCGGGACCACCUUUUCUGGCAACUGCUGCACAGCGCACUGCCGACGCGACUGUCGAGUCUUCCGGGGAGCGGCGACGACACCUCGCAGAUCUAUUCGGACAUGUACGGUAUCGUACCGUCGGCGGUGAUUUAGCUACCGUACUCAGGGUCGUCGCAGGACUGCUCUCCACAAUUCUUGUCGUUUUCGGCUGGGUGCUUUAUUAACGGGUUGUUUAAUUUUGUGAUAUGUGGAUUCGUUCGAGACCAACCAAUCGUUACUCACAUGAUUACUGUUGAAACAUUACGAGUUCUUUCCGCACUAAUCCCCCUUCCAUUGAUCUGAUCAAUCUCGUUUCGGCAUUAUAUGUUUGUGCGUGUGUGUAUAUCCAUCAUUUUGCUCAGCUUUCAUCACCCUCGUUCCUCUCUCGCAGUCAUCACCCUCAUGCCAAUGUAAGUAGCAUAUUUUGUAAGUAUGUGCAGGGUUUCCCCGUGUUUCGCUACGUUGACCUCCGUUCUCGAUUAGUUGCCUGCUUUGCCUCCUUUCUCUUGAGUCCGAUUGUCCGUGUGACUGUUUGAUUUUUCUUCUUUUUCUCAGCUCUUUGUAUUUUGUGAUAUAGAUAUUAUGCUUUCCAAAAGCUAUAGUAUUAAAUAUUUAUAAUAAUCAGUUUAUGUGGA
Messenger RNA from Cylicocyclus nassatus, 4128 nucleotides. The record is from the annotation of a GenBank genome assembly. NCBI's taxonomy places the organism in Eukaryota, Metazoa, Nematoda, Chromadorea, Rhabditida, Strongylidae.